UUUUAAAUAUAAUAAUUUAGUAAUAUAACAUAAAAUGCGAAAAAUAAUUGUCACUUCAGAUUUUUAUCGUUUGAAUUUUUUUUUUGGUACAAAUACAGAUCAGCAGUAAUUAGGGGAAAAAAAGAAAGAAAGAAAUGAUGCAGAAACUAACGAGGAAAUGGAGAAAAUCGUCGGCGGAUGCCGACGGCGGCGACGAAUACUCUCUUCCUACUCGCGACGAUUCCCGUCCGAUUGACACCCAAGAGCAAGAGGAAUUGGUUCGAUCCUUGGAGAAUAGUCAAGCUCACCAGUCUCUUAUAUGGAGAACUGUUUUUGCUGGAUUUGUUUCAUGUUAUGCUUGUUUCCUCAUCUAUUCAAUCUAUCAACAGGCUUUCUCUCCCUGGGAAUUGCGGUACCAUGCUUAUUUUAUGUACGAGGUUGGUCCCGGGAGCAUUGUAGCUGCAGAAACGGCAGCUGUUCUAGUGUGCUUAAUGGUCAUCACUGGGUUGAUGCACAACUCAAGACGCCGCCUUUGGCUUUGGUACUCUUUUGUACCUGGUACAUUGUUAGCGGUCUUCUGGUUGCACCACAUGCUCAGAUUGGCAAAGUUUAGGUGGGAUAUCGUGUGGCUUCCGUUGACGCCACUUGGUGGAGCUGGAAUAUGCCUUUAUGUGGACUAUUUACUCAACCAGUCAUCUGAAGAAGUCAGGAAACUCCGCGGAUAUAUGUAUUCGUACAAGGCUUAUUGACAAAAUUAUGCCCCCACUGACUCAGGCUAAAACGGAUGUCGCGUGUACAAAUAGCUAGCUGUCGCAGUUUUUGGGAUCCAUAUUGUGAUUGCAGCAAAUUGUCAUAAUGCCAGUAAGAAUCUUGUCAAAUAUGCGUCCGCCAACGUAAAAUGACCCUGAAAAAAAAUACAGUACUCGAUAUAUAUAUUUGCAUUAAGUGUUAAAUCAUUCAAAAUUCAAGUUUUUAAUUUAGAAUACGACAAGUUAACUUUCA
Messenger RNA from Erythranthe guttata (spotted monkey flower), 981 nucleotides. Its product is annotated as histone-lysine N-methyltransferase. Lineage: Eukaryota; Viridiplantae; Streptophyta; Magnoliopsida; Lamiales; Phrymaceae. The record is from RefSeq and is a predicted model, not a curated record.